Molecule: messenger RNA, 6662 nt
Organism: Xiphophorus hellerii (green swordtail)
Lineage: Eukaryota; Metazoa; Chordata; Actinopteri; Cyprinodontiformes; Poeciliidae
Gene: casp8ap2
Product: caspase 8 associated protein 2
Biological process (GO): extrinsic apoptotic signaling pathway via death domain receptors; Fas signaling pathway
Cellular component (GO): mitochondrion; PML body
Molecular function (GO): transcription corepressor activity
Source: RefSeq, a predicted model, not a curated record
AGCUUGUUCUCUCCAGCCGUCCGCCAGCCUGGCUCAUCUACUGCCGCUUGCCGCUCUCCGCUGCUCUGGUUGGGGGUAGGAAAUGCGGAACGCCAGAGAGCUUCGUGGCUCUCUGUAGAGUUGGAGUCUGUGAGCUUGUCAGACUUUGAGAAGUUUUUUUUCCUGUUGGAAUCUGACAACAGUGCGUCGCCUGCCCUGGUAGCAGACCGCGGGAAAAUGUCGUUACUUCCUGUCUAAUGAAGUGUUGGCGCGACUUUGGUCUUGGAAAUAUCAACAAGGCACAGAGGAAAACUCAGGUUCUCGCUAAGAAGCAGAGCAGAUUGAAAGGAUGGAGACGUUUGAUGCCUCUGAUUCGGUGGACCCCGGGGCUGAUGAAGACUCUGUGGAUAUCUAUGAAGGCCUGGAUGCUGCUGGGGUUGGCAGCAACACUGAAAAGUGGCCUUCUGUUGGUUCUGGGCUGAAAGACUCGCUGGAUCUUUAUGAGGAUAUAGUGGCAGAGGAACAGAACAACAGGGAGACAUCAUACACCGAGUUAAAAUCCAGAUUUGAAGCAACCCAAAAUCAAAUCAAAGAGCUGCACAGAAGACUACAGCAGAUGGAAACACAGAAUACUGGCUUGAGCAGUGAGAACAAUCGUCUUAAGAAGAACAUCUCUGCACUUUUACGAACAGCAAGGCAAGAAAUCAUUCGGAAAGAUGCUGAGAUCAAGCAGCUGACUCAGCAGGUCCAAAGAUUUCAUCAUCAUCAUCAUCAUCAUCAUCAGCCUCAGCUAAAACAAGCCCAGGAUCCACGUUCAUCUUUUCGAGCCUCCUCCAGCUGUUCCUCAACAAGAACACUUCCACUACCUUCUUCUCUUCCUCUUGUUCCUCGUCCUCCUCUUGCUCCUCCUCCUCAUCAUCAUCCUCCUAAUUUUGCUCCUCUUAUUAGUUCCCAGUUUGAGGAGGAGCCUCCUCCAGCAGAUACUCCUCAACCUACCUCAAAGGAAACUUGUCAUUUCAGCAGAUCCAUGAAGUCCUCAACUCAUAAUUGCUCAAAAAGACAUGAAACAGCUGAAAAACUGCCUGGAGUAGACGGGUGCACUUCCAGAGAUAGAGAGGUCAAAGGUCAAAGUAAUAAACUGUCUGAAUCAGCAGAAAGGAAGCUUAGAGACUGUUCCCAUCAUAAUAAGGACUCAGAGCAAAAGCAAGCUCACAAAGAAGACAAAGACACUAGAAAAGGGUUUGACUCCCAGUCUCACAAAAAUAAGAAAUACCAAAAUGUUGGGAGACACUGCCGAUCAGACGGAGCUAAAACUUCUUCACAAGAACAUCUCCACUCUGUAGCUUCCUCUGAACACAGAAGAGAAGGCAGGGAAAUUCAGAGAACAGAUAAAGCCAGCUCUAUAGAGCAUGCUAAAGUUUCUGAUCAGCAGUCAGGAGGGAGCUGCAGCCCAGAGUCCAGAAAAAUCCCCAGAGGUCACAAAUAUGAUAGUUGGUCCAAUCCAAAGAACAAGAGAAGCUCCUCUCCAGAUCAGUCCACUAAGUGCUGUGGUGAUGGCAGUAGAGAACGGGAAAGGAGCAGACAGAGAGACCAUCAGAGAAGUGUGGACAGACGGUGUGAGGAUGAAAUCAGGAGCAGGCAUCACAGAAGAAGCAGUCAGAAAGAGAGCAGCAGAGACCGGGAGAAGCACAGAGAUAAACAGACUGGGAAGGCUGAUGGAUCCAAGGAAGGACGACGGGAAACGAAACCUAGAGAUGUGAAAAGAUCCUUUGAAGAACCCAGCCCAGAAGCAAAUACUUCUGUAAACGACAACAACUCAAACAGGAAGUUGUGUUUUAUGGAAACACUGAAUCUAACUCUUUCACCAAUCAAAAAGUACACGAGGCCCAGAGAUAGCAGCCUAGAGGAACCGCUAAGACUAGAGGGUGAUGAUGAGGAAAACUCCCAGCCUAACCUAGACAACAUGUGUGUCAUUGAUGAGGUAGAUGGAGGUGAGCUAGGAUCAAACCCUGAACCAGGACCAGGACACGCUGAAGAGCAAGCCUUGGAGGAGCUCAAAGCUCCAUGUAACCAGACGUCCAACUUGGAAGACGUAGAGGAAGAUGGCAACAAUGGAGCUGAAUCCCAAGGGAGACCCCUGGCUGUCCUCAUUAGCUCCCUCUGGAGGCCACCCCAGGGUCCAGCAGACACAACCAAACUCCACACAGCAGCAGGGGAAAACCUGAAACAUCCUGAGGAACCGCUGGAGCUGAUCUCCAACACCUGGAUAACUGAAAGAGGUCAGCUGGAGGUCACAAAGAGCUCCCAGCCCAGCAACACACCUCCACAAAUCCUGGAGCAACACAGCAACUCUGAAGCACCGACCUCUGAGGUUCAACAUGCUGCAACUGCUGAUGAACAUGCAGAUCCACAUGAACAUGCAGCUCAACAUGAACAUGCUGCAGCUGCCGAUGAACAUGCAGCUCAACAUGAACAUACUGCAGCUGCUGAUGAACAUGCUGCAGCUGAUUCAGGUGAAACUCCCGUUCCACCCAGACUCUCCCAGAGUACAGUCAGUGAAGCUGCAGCUUCAGCUCAGCCAGACGACACACACGGUACUGAAGAGGUAUAUGAGGAAGCCAGACUCAGAGAUGGGUGGGGUCACCAGGCUGCGUCCCCUGGUAUCAGCCAACCAUCCUCUACCAGUGUUACCAUGGACAACCAUCCUGUUGGCCAACCACAAAGCUCUAAAGAUUUGGAUUCAGUGUCCAGCACUAUCUGUCUGACCUCACUUCCUCAGAAGGGGCUGAGUCUGACCGAGGACAUUUGUGCGAUGACCCAGACAGACACAGACCCCAGGACCUCCAGCUCCCAGCCCAGCUCCUCUGUGGACUGCAUUGGGGUAUCCAAGGUCAGCAGUACCACAGAAGAGCUCAACCCCGCCACAGUUACCCCUAAGAAGUUUUGCAGCCAGGACUGUAAAAAAGAGCUGUCCAGUUCUGUGUCGCUGCCUCAUGAUGAAGACUCUAUGAUGCACACCCUGAGCAACCUGAAGAGGAUUCCUGAGGUCAUCAGCCCCCUGAGGAGCCCGGCACAGACGGCCAAGAGAGGUGUCCUCCAUGUCCACAGCAAGCUGGGACAUGUGAAGAGUCUUCAGAAAGAAUUUUCCACCUCUGCUGCUGAGACCAACUUGAUGAAGUUGGAUGUUAAUAAGGAGAACAAAUAUCCAGGUUCUCCUGCUAACCGAGGAGCACAGGACAUGGUGAACAUGGAGUCUGAGCAGAUUUCAAGCCCUUUUGACACCGAACUGGAAGAAGGGGAAAUUUUAAGCGAGAGUGAUGAGUCGACUUCUAGUUCUCCUGUUCCUGCCACCAAGAGGGCAAAGUUAAUGGAACCAGUCAGGAAUAAACCCAGCCUCCAGUCUUCUUCAAGAAGAAAACCUGAAGAACAGCGGGUUGCUUCUAAAGAACCUCUUGAUUCAGCUGCUGUCUCUACGCAAAGUCCCAGGAGUCGUUUUAAAACUGUUUGCCCAUCAGCAAGCAAAGCAUCUUUUUCGACUGUAGAGGAAAUAAUGGAAACAUUCAAGAUGGUUCGCACGGAGAUGCGGAAAAAAUACAUGAAGCUUCAUAAAACCUUUCCUAAAAAAAGCUUUUGGGGUGUGAUGGACAAUUUUCAGAAGUCUUUUUUAGAGUUUGUGGACGGUGCUCACUUUGGCCAGAUAUGCAGCGAUGCCGAGGAGCUGAAGUCCAAGCUGAGGAAACUAAUUACAUCUGUGUUUAGCAAAGUGCUUAAUAAUGGCAUAGUGAAACGCAUUUUUGAACAGCAAGCAGUCAAUCUAAAGCAAAAGUUGUGGGACUUCGUAGAUGUCCAAGUGGACUACUUGCUCAUGGACAUCCAGACAACACUGAAAAGCCUCUGCCAAGCUGUCCGGACUCCCACUGAAGACAAGAGGCCCAGUGGACAGGGGACCGAGACUCAGCAGGCUCCAGUGAAGAAGCCGCUGUGUAAACAGAACAAGUCCCACCCCCCUAACUCCAGCCUGGGCCGGACCAAGUCAUGUGCAGUAGUCCCUUACAGAACCGGACUAGGCAGCAGAGGUAAAGACAUCCGUAUGUCAUACACAGAAAAAGAUGGCGCCUCUCACAUACAUCCUCCAGGACGCGUAAACACACAAACUACGGUCAACUUCCUGUCCGACAGCAACGCUGCCUUGUCUCCAGACAAAACUAAGAUGGUAAUCCCUCAGAACGGCUCUGUGAUCGAUAGAACAGACUUUGAGCUGCUUACUGAGCAACAAGCAUCCAGUUUGACAUUCAAUUUGGUCAGAGACUCUCAGAUGGGAGAAAUAUUCAAGUGUCUUCUCCAAGGAUCAGACUUGUUAGAAAGCACAGGGAUGUGUGGAGACAACACUGCCUGGGCUGUUGGGACCCCAAGGAAGGAUGGAGAGAGAUUUCUCAACUUUGCCACACCAUCAAAGUUCCUCUCACCAUCCAAGUCCGAUACUUCAGCCAGACUCAUUGCUACCUGGUCCACCAUUUCACCCAGACGGAGGUCAUCCCCAUGCACCAAAACCCCCAUCCCUCUCCACCCAGCCUUGUUCGAUGAAAGUUGCCUCCUGGAGGUUCCGUCUGGAAACAGAGCGCUGCUGCAGGGCAGCUUGGCAACAGAGAAAUACUCCAUUCUAGCUGAAGAUCUGGCUGUCUCCCUGACGAUUCCAUCUCCUCUUAAAUCUGACAGCCACCUCAGCUUCCUCCAGCCAGCAGGCGUUGGGAUCCAUGUGGUGUCCACCCCAGACAGCGUUAUCAGCGCACACAUAAGUGAGGAUGCUCUGCUGGAUGGGGAAGACGCUACGGAGCAGGACAUCCACCUAGCCCUGGACAACUCCAGCUGCAGCUCCAGAGACAGCACCACUUCCCAAACGCCUGGCAGCACUCUGUUCUUCAAGCCUGACGUUCCUAUGCAGGCACUGGUGAUGGAGAAGUCCAAUGAUCACUUCAUCGUAAAGAUUCGACAGAUGAAUGUGGCUGCAGAAGGCACACUAAUUGCUGGAGAGCCGUUGAGGCAGACACUGAUAGAAAAGAAUCAGCAGCAUGAAGAAGAUGAUGCCCAGGAACGUCUGAAGGUCGCUGGUCAGACAGAGAACAGCACUGGAAACCCAACCUCUGGAUCACACACCCAUGAACAGAGAUGGACUCCUGGAACCAAUCCAUCCAACCCAAGACAAGACACUUCUACCCAGUCUGGGAAAACCACUCCUGAAACGGAUCCAUCAGAUCCCAGUUCAAACAUCAGUUCACCAACUUCCCACAGUACAUUAGUCCCAGAUCCCAGUAGGACACAGCUCCAAGUAGAGGCAACUCCACCCAAAUCAUUCCCAUUCCAGUCCCAGAAGCAAACCAGUCCCCCCAGUGCCACUUUAAGCCCAAACACUAAGACACUGUUCUAUGACUCAGGCAGAGAGGAGACCACCGUGUCCGAGUCAGAAAAGAGUCUCACCAUCGACACAAGCAGCUCAUCAGAGAAAACCUCCAGGGACUGUGAACAGCUCCGGAAACGGAAAAGACGACAGGAAAAGCUGAAAGCCAAAAGAUGUAAAAAGGAGGACAAGAGUCUGCAGGAGGUUUCUCCAUCCAGGAAGAGUGACGAGGAGUUGAAACUUUCCCCAGCAGCUCUGUCCCCAAGCAGCCUGUCUGCCAAGAACAUCAUCAGGAAGAAGGGCGAGGUGGUGAUGGCAUGGACCAGAGAUGAAGAUAGAGCCAUUCUGAUGUUCCUGAAGACCAAAGGAGCUUCACGGGAAACGUUCUCCACACUGUCUGAGAAACUAAACAAGCCGUCAGGCCAGAUUGCUCACAGGUUUUACCAGCUUAUGAAGCUUUUUAAGAAGCAGGGGAAGAUGGACACGUGAUUGUCCCAGUCUACAGACAGAGGGAGAUCUCACCCACCUCAAUACAAUUAAACUCUAAAUGCCUGUUAAAUGGAAAGUUCUGGAGAGUCCUGAAGAGUUGGUUCAACACCAAUGCUAUGCUCCGUGGACUUCAUUUUCAAACGACUGGAAGCAUAAUUGCUUCUUGUUGAGGGAUUUCUUCUGUGUUGAACUGAUUCAUGGCUAAUUAAAACAGAAAGCUAAAGGAUAUCUGAUUUUUUGAUUCACUGUCUGGAAAUGGUUUUACUUUUGUGUUCAUUUUUAACCAACUGAGACAGUUUUUUUGUUUUAAGCUCCUCUUACUGAAAAUCCAUGACAGUAUCUGCAUAUUCCCCUUUCAAUAGUAUCAAUUUGUACAGCAAUCAAAACCAUCUCAGGAGUAUGUCUUCCAACAGACAGCUGGAAAAUGUCCGUCUUCAGACAUUAGUUUCCAGCUCAGGAAAGUUCCAUGUUUUCCUGUUAGUGGAUCACCUCUGGAAACUUGGAAGGAUCACUCAGCAAUAACUCAUCUGCUGUCAAACAGAUGGAUUUGGUCAUUAUUGCAAACAAUCUUUGUAUGAUGCUGGUCAACUAGCAUUGGUGUUUCUAAUGAAAACGUUUACAUGUCCAAUCAAGGCAGCAGAGAAGUAUUAAACGACUCAGAUCAGCAGACUGUUCACACUGUUUCUGUGCCUUGAUGGCAUCUAGUUGAAAUCAUCUGAUUAUAUAAAUCAAAACAGAAUGCAUUAUUAUUCUUCAUGUUGUACAUAUCCUUUUCUGAAAGUAAAGUUUUAUUUAUUUA